UUAACUCCCACAACAGCGCCACCCUCAGGACGCUUGUCUUUGUACUGUGUCCUGCACGUUGUGACUUGUGCUCACAUACAGUUGUCUAUUGAAUGAGUUACAUUUUAUGUACGUUGACACUGAUUAUCAGAGUAUAUGAAACAUUAUAAAAUGAUUACCGGUUACUCACCAGCUAUUGUACUCGACACGUUCGCUCGCAAGUCCCUACUAAAGUAGCUGAUCUUUAGUUUUCCUGUUUUCUUUUAUAAGGUCUAAAUGCAAAAUCAGAGAAUUUUGUUAGUACAUUUAUAAUUAAAACGAGUGUACUUAGAGGUAUUUAAAGCUUUUUGGGGUUGUAACCUUUUCUGGAAAAAAACAGCCUUCGUUUGUAUCUUACAUGCACCCUAUUUAUUAAUAGCUAGCAGAUAGGGAUACUUUUACUGGCCAGUCUGCAAGACUACAAAUAUAUUUUGUUUGGUUACGCUUGGAAAAUUUGCCAGCAUUUGGAAAAGCUUUUCUUGUAAUAAUCACAUCCAGCAGGGAUUGAGUGGCAGGCAUUUUUACCAGCCUGGCCGGUAAAUAUUAUGGUUCUUAUGGUUCAUCAAAAAAGAUGGUAUUUUUUCCAGAAAAGGUGGAAUGCCUAACUGACAUUUCAAGUAUACAAAGUAAACAAAGGCCCAAACAGCCCCCACAGGGCCAAUAAACAGAGACUGUUUAUGCCAUUUUAUAGCAGCCCCAUAGCUGUUACCCCUGCCUAUUUUAUCAGGAGCAGAUUACGCACUCUCCUGCAUGUAAUGUCACUUCCACUGAUGUCACCUCUACUUAUGUCAUACACCCAAACAUUUUUAUACUGUGCACUGGCAGGCCCGGAUUUGUGGAAAGGCCACCUAGGCCCGGGCCUUGGGCGGCAGGAUUUUAUAGGGGCGGCAUGCUGCUCAACCACACUGGUUCAAAAACACUGGGGAUGCACAGGAGAUACAAUCUCCAUGAAGAUUUGCACGAAUAAAGGGAAUGGGACAGGGGCGACGAACGCCAGGGGGCCUAGGGGCGCCCGCUAUGUAAAUCCGGCCCUGUAAUAAUCUGUUUAUUCCUCUUGCUAUAGACAAAGAUCUUCCAUUUGGGCAAAUAGGGAGAGGCUGGUGUAAUGUAUUUUCAUGGAGAUGUUUCAGCACGUUAUUUGGGAAAGGGGUAGAAAUGAGAGGCAACUGGGAGAGAAAGUGCCUGUGGGUAUUAGUUGUGCAAAAUAUUAAUUCAGUAAAUAGCACCCAAUGAUCUCUUUAUUGGGCAAAAUUCUUUGAACUUUCCUUAAAUGUACUCACUGUUAUUCUCUUAAAAUAAUUAGUAAUGAUCAUUAAAUCUGUAACACCGUUGGUAGGUUAAAUGUAUGGAAAGGUGAGUUGCACUGCAGGAAUGGUGGGAGUGGCAUGCCAGUUGGUUUCUAUGGUUACAUUGUUUACCCUAAGGUACAUGAAAAGUUGUUGAUCUGCAGAUCAUUUUCAUCUGGCUUCCUAUUGGCUGAUAAUACAGAGAGCAUUGUGAUGUCAUACAGAGUGCAUUGUGAUGUCAUAGAGAGGAGAAUAAAGAGAGCAUUGUGAUGUCAUAAAGAGGAGAGUUGUUUACUGAUGUUACUCACUCACUUUGUCAUAAAACCUACGAGCGCUGGUGGUGACACAUCAGAGACUCAGUCUUAUCGCUUUUUGUAUAUUUCUUAUUUUUUAUCGUUAUUUCGCUUUUUGCAUUUUUUUUAUUUUUUAUCGUUAUUUAGUUUUUUGUAGUUUUUCUUAUUUUUUAUCGUUAUUUCAAAACUAUAAUUAUGUCAAAAGAAGAGAAGGAUACUAAGAUAACAAUUAAUGAAACAGAAGAAGAAGAAGAUGACCAUUCUGGCGAGAGGAAGGCCGGCUGGGUCCUGCCUAUAUUCAUCAUUGGACUCCUUGCUACCUGCUAUUAUAUAUUUGUGGUGGAGCUGUGCAUAUUCACUGUACAGUUAUUAGAGGCAAAGGUGACUUUCCUGGUGAUUUUCCACCUUUUGUUCCUCCUGUGCGUGUGGUGCUAUCUCCGGACUGUUAUGACGCCUCCCGCUGUCCCUCCUGCAAAAUUCCGCCUAUCGGAAUCUGACAAGCAGCUGUACCUGAGUGAUGAGAGGCCACAAGUGCUGCAGGAGAUCCUCAUUUGUGCGGCUAAAGACUUGCCUAUUUAUACUAAGGAUCCAAAAGGAGAUGUUCGGUACUGUACCACAUGCCAAGUGUUAAAGCCAGACAGGUGCCACCAUUGCCCAGUGUGUAACGUCUGUAUACUGAAACUGGAUCAUCACUGCGUAUUUCUAAACAACUGUGUGGGAUUCUCCAACUACAAGUUCUUCCUCCUGUGCGUGACGUAUGCAUUGCUAUUGUGCAUAUUCACUAGUGCAGUGUCGCUUCAUUUCUCCAAACUAUUCUGGACUCAUCAGCUGCCCAACAGCCCCUCCAAAGUCCCCAUCAUUGUGCUGUUUUGCCUGAGCACAUUCUUCUCUAUAAUCCUAUUUCUAUUUGGCCUUGGUCAUUCUGAACUGGCUUUAACAAAUGUAACUUCUAGAGAGGAUAAUGAUGACACAUCUGAUGACACAACUGAGGAGAAUAAUCCCUAUAAUUUGGGCUUCGGCAAGAAUCUGAGAGAAGUGUUUGGCAAUGAAAAGAAAUACUGGUUCCUCCCAAUCUUCAGAAGCUUAGGAGAUGGCUUCUCAUUCCCAAUGGGUGAGGCUACAGAAGACAUAGAGAAAAAUGCUGCUUUUGCCAAACCCCCAAAUGAGGGAAUAUAGGGUUAUAGAAGAUAACUUAUAAUACAAGUUGACCAGGACUGGUGCGAUUGCCAUUUUGGAGUCAGGAAGGAAUUCCCCCUCCCCCCCAGAAUAUGAUAUUGUUUUAUUAUUAUUAUUACAAAAUGUUUUAAUAAAAGUACUUUAUAUGUAACUGUAUCAUGUCAGUGUUUUUCUUUUAAUAUACCCAGGCACUAGAAGAUUGCCAUAGGACAUUUAGUAGUUUUGAGAAAGGGCAAUGACAUUUCUAAAAUGCAAAAAUUGAGCCUGGGAGUUGUCUCUGGUAUAAAGUAUAAAGAGUGGCAUUUACUGUGAGGGUAUACCCGCGGGUCGGGCAGGGUUCAGGCAGGGUUCUGCAUCAAAUCUUUGGGUCGACCUAACAAUUCUGGUUCCUCCAUUUAUAGAUUUCUGCCGGCUCUGCCCCUUUAGUGACGUCACUGCGGGCGGGCGCCAAGCCAGGUUGGGUGAGGGCGGGUUAGGGUUGGGUGUAUGUCCAAAAAAUCUGGACCUGCAUAUCACUAAUUCUCACCUGUUGUUGGCCUAGAAUUCUACUACAGAGUUUAUACUAAUUGGUUAACUCAUAGGGACAAGCUGUCACUCACAGGUUUAUAUAAUAAUCUGUUUAUUCCUCUUGCUAUAGACAAAGCUCUUCCAUUUGGGAAAAUAAGAUUUUGUGGACUCACCAUUAAAUCUCUUUCUCUCCAGUCGCUUGGGGGACACAGGAACAAUGGGGUAUAGCUUGCACCACCAGGAGGCAGGACACAAUAAAA
This is a messenger RNA of Xenopus laevis (African clawed frog), 3540 nucleotides long. RefSeq names its product palmitoyltransferase ZDHHC15B-like. The record is from RefSeq and is a predicted model, not a curated record. The coding region runs from base 1793 to 2773 and encodes 326 amino acids. NCBI's taxonomy places the organism in Eukaryota, Metazoa, Chordata, Amphibia, Anura, Pipidae. The transcript has a single exon.